Rosa chinensis is the source of this 1478-nucleotide messenger RNA. RefSeq lists its product as uncharacterized. The record is from RefSeq and is a predicted model, not a curated record. NCBI's taxonomy places the organism in Eukaryota, Viridiplantae, Streptophyta, Magnoliopsida, Rosales, Rosaceae. Gene Ontology annotation, molecular function: GTPase activity; GTP binding. The coding region runs from base 51 to 1244 and encodes 397 amino acids. Gene Ontology annotation, biological process: intracellular protein transport; vesicle-mediated transport. The transcript has 9 exons. Gene Ontology annotation, cellular component: cytoplasm.
GGGGUGUUGGUAUAGUGACACGUGUCGGCUUACCCUCCUAAAUUUUUUCUAUGGUCACCACCUUCAAUUUCAACUCCCACCCUACCUUUUUUCCCAAUUUGGUUUCCCUCGACAACUCUCACUCUCUCUGUGAAGAAAUGGCUGUGGCUCAGGUCUCUGCUUCUCUCUCGGUUUCCAUCAGAGAUGCAAGUGCAAUUAGCUCAGCCAGUCCUGUUCGGCUUCCUGUCUUGAAUUUCGGUAGAACUGGGACGGCCUUUGCUACUGGUUCUCCUCUCAUCAUUAGGACAUGUCAUCAAAGGAAGGAGACUGGAAGAUCAAUGGCACUUUCCGUAAGGAGUGAGCAAAGCACCAAGGAGGGCGGUUUGGAUGUAUGGCUUGGCCGGCUUGGGAUGGUUGGCUUUACUGCGGCUAUUGGUGUCGAGAUAGCAACAGGGAAGGGACUUCUAGAGAACUUUGGGCUCACAAGUCCCCUACCCACCGCUGCUUUGGCUGUUACAGCAUUGAUAGAAUCUUAUUCUAUUCUGUUCACCUUUUUCAUAAGCUACAGCUACUAUUGUCCCCUUCUGGUCUUUGCUUUGAUCUCAAGAGAUCUCUCUCUCUGCUUCUUUAUAUAUAAACUGAUAGGUUUUUCUACUCAGUUCCCAAGUCUUGUAAUUGUUUUACUCCUGAUUACUUCUUUCUUUUGGUUUGUUGGAAUGGGUGGAGCCAUUUCUAGACUUGCAAAGAGGUUCUUUCCAAAGAAUGGAGUGAGGAUAUUAAUGGUGGGUCUUGAUGCUUCCGGAAAGACUACCAUCCUCUACAAGCUAAAGCUAGGAGAGAUUGUUUCAACAGUACCCACAAUUGGUUUCAAUGUGGAGACAAUAGAGUACAGGAACAUCACCUUCACUGUUUGGGAUGUUGGAGGACAAGACAAGAUAAGGCCUUUGUGGAGGCAUUACUUUAAGAACACUCAAGGACUUAUAUUUACUGUGGACAGCAAUGACAGGGAACGAAUCCCAGAAGCUCGCAAUGAGCUUCAUCGUAUUCUAAGCGAGAGUGAACUCAGCAAUGCAGUAGUCCUGGUCCUCGCUAAUAAGCAAGACCUUCCAAAUGCUAUGUGUGCUACCGAGGUUGCUGAUAAACUUGCACUCCACUUACUUGGUCAACGUUCCUGGUACAUCCAAAGUACUUCUGCAAUCUCUGGCCAAGGACUCUAUGAAGGUCUUGAUUGGCUAUCUAAUACCAUCAGUACUACCAAGAAAUGACGCAGGGACUUCUAUGACACUCAAACUAGUCAAUUUUUUUUUUUUAAAUUUGGACAAUUUCUCGAUUUAUGCGUGUCAUCCUUGCGCAGGGGCCAUGCUAAUCUUCUUUGUAUCAUUCCAAUUUUAUCGGAUGUCCCCAAAGGGACCAAACUAGUCAAAUUUUGAUUUCAUACAGUUCGGUGGAAUCAAAUUUGGUUGGCAAUGUAAUGUGAAGAGAUCAGUUCUUUGAAACCA